AUGAGGAUAACGAAGAAAAAUGCAAGGUUAGGAGCGAUGGGAGAGUUUAUUUUUGGUGCUGCUGUUCUGGUUUGGGUAGCAAAGGGAACCGAAGACACAGUGCGCCAAUCUCUUACGAGAAAUCAACCACCCUUCCCAUCCCGACCACCCUCUCAAACUGAUCAUCCCGACCAUCCCCUUACAAGAUUCACAACCAUCUACUGUUUCUGUGGAAUAAAGCAUGUCACGACAAGGAAGAUCUGCAAAGUAUGUCAGACAUAUGUAAACCAGACAGCCUCACCUCAUUAUAAAUGUCAACCGUGCGGAUUUGUCAUCCAUGUUGAUUGUGUAUGUUUUUCUCCGGAAGCUUACCAUACUUCCCAUCGUCAACACCCAGUCAACUCACUUAAAUGUCAAGUCCCUGAUUAUGCUGACAAGAAGUGUCUUCUUUGCGCUAAAAUUUUUGAUAAACAACAUCAUCAACUUCACCACUGUGAUGUUUGUAACUUGAGCAUAUGCAGAGCAUGUAUGAAAGACCCACCACCGGUUCAUGUUGAAUGUCUGAAGACCCAUGAGCAUCAACUUCAUCUUGUUCCAAGACGCAUCAAUUUCACUUGCAAUGCUUGUGGUACGCAAGGUGGCCAGAGCCCUUAUUUCUGUCUUCUAUGCAAUUACAUGAUUCAUCGAGAGUGUAUUGACUUACCGUGUGUCAUAAACAUAAACCGUCAUGAUCACCACAUCUCUUACACGCCUCGCCUUGGACAUGGAGAGUGGAAAUGCAAAGUUUGUCAUGAAAAAAUAGAUGGGUUCUAUGGAGCUUAUACUGUUGGAAUUGUGAAAGCUCAUGUCCAACUCUUUAUUAUCCGAUUAGUACGAUAUUUUCCAAUUUGGGCCUAAAGGUCUCGUACUAAUUAGAGUUGGACAUCUCUUUAUAUAUCAGACACUUUUUGUCUAAUUCUUCAACAUGAGACUUAGUUUGUUAUGUCACAUAUACUUGCGCCAAAUGUCAUGUUUUUUGCUGUUUAUUCAUGAUGUGC
Messenger RNA from Brassica oleracea var. oleracea, 1016 nucleotides. RefSeq lists its product as uncharacterized. The transcript has 2 exons. NCBI's taxonomy places the organism in Eukaryota, Viridiplantae, Streptophyta, Magnoliopsida, Brassicales, Brassicaceae. The coding region runs from base 1 to 876 and encodes 291 amino acids. The record is from RefSeq and is a predicted model, not a curated record.